AACAGUUCCCUAUUUGGCUUUAUUAUUUUAUUUUUUUCUCUCGCGAAUUCCAACCAUUCUCUGUAAAACCGACCAUUAAUUAAUUGUAGCCUUGCCUCCUCCCCUUUCUGCAUUAUAAAGAAAAGCAAGUAAAACGGACCUCUAUAUUUCUCCAACCGUAGAAAGGUCUCUGAUCCCUCUGCGUCCUUAAAUGCUCAACUUCCUCUUUUCAUUAACUUUUCCUUCAAACUAUCAUCCCCAGAAGAAAACUCGGUUACUUUCUCUUUUCCUGCAAUUUUUUAUCUGACUAGUAGUCUCUGCAAUCUUUCUUUUCGCAGAUCUUUUAUCAACCCUAGAGAAAGCUACUAAAUAAUUUCCUAUUCACCCUAAAAACCCCUAUUCUAAUCAAUAAUCAUAAGGCACUCAUGAUAUAAUCACAAACACUCCUUUUCAGUUCUCCUUAAAAGUUAGCUCUCCUUUCAAUGUUCUAAUUCCUAUCAAAUUUCUUCACAUUCCCUAGCUCUUUUUUCCUGUCAAGUAUUGACUAACCAAGUGACUAACUUAGAUCUCAAUCGUCCUCAUGUUCUCAAGAUUGAACCCUAUGAUGAGAACCGGAACAAGUUUGCCUGAUCUUUCUCUGCAGAUCAGCCCACCAUCUGCCCCAGAUUGUGAGACCAAGGAAUUAGGAUUUGAUGGAUUGCCAAGAAAUGCUCUCUAUAGUGAUGGGAGCUCAGCAACUGACUCCGGUAGCAGUGGAAGUGAUUUGAGCCAUGAAAAUGGCUUCUUUAAUCCAGACAGAAGCACUUGUAAUCUCGGCCCUUGUGAACCAACGUUGAGCUUAGGAUUCGAAAUGGUUGAUUUAGCUCCUCCUCCCUCACUACAACUACCAAGAAACCUUGAUCAUCAUCAGCAAUAUCAACCUCAAAUCUAUGGCCGUGAGUUCAAGAGGAAUGCGAGAGUGACUACUGGACUGAAAAGAAGCAUUAGAGCUCCCAGAAUGAGAUGGACGACAACCCUACAUGCCCAUUUUGUUCAUGCGGUCCAGCUUCUUGGAGGCCAUGAAAGAGCAACUCCAAAAUCUGUCUUAGAGUUGAUGAAUGUGAAGGAUCUAACCCUAGCUCACGUGAAGAGUCAUUUGCAGAUGUAUAGAACAGUGAAGAGCACUGACAAGAGAUCAGGUCAAGGGCAGGUAGAUACUGGUUUAAACCAAAGAUCGGCAGUUGUUGAUCAUGUAGAUGGAGGAUUAUCUUGUGGAAAGACUGAUACCAACCCUUCUUCUCACAACCCAGUACUAGCAUCUUCACAGGGAACACAGCAAAAACGCCAAAGAGUGUCAGUGGCAUCAAUGGAGUCAGACGAGAGGAGUAUAUCAGACAAUGUAAAUGCUUUGACAUAUUCUCCUUUCAAGGCGAUUGAUAGUAAGGCGGACGGACGCAAGGCAGCCCUCCAUGUGGCUGAUCAUAGAGUGGUGGAGAGGUUUGAUUCUAACUCCUUGGCAUCUUCUGACAAAUUCCUUAAUCUAGAGUUUACCCUUGGAAGGCCAAGUUGGCAAAUGGACUGUGCUGAAUCCUCCAAAGAGUUAACCCUUCUCAAGUGUUAGAAAGUCUCUAAUUCUAUCAAUUGAUAUAACGUUUUUGGCUUUUCGAUGUGAAGGAAUUAGUUUCUAAUUACUUUGCAUUGGCAAGUUUUGACUGAACUUUAGAAAAUUAAUGUACGUAGCUAAAUCUAAUGUCUACUGAUUUUCGUUUGUUGUGUAAAACAUUAAUUAUUCAUCCUAAAUUCUGCUGUACUACUCAUCUCGAUAGGCCAUGGUCUAUAAUAAUGGUCCUUGACAGGGGGCCAUGGCUCACUGUUGGUCCAGAGUAAUAUGGAAAGGUAGGAAGAAUUCUAGUG
Mangifera indica (mango) is the source of this 1872-nucleotide messenger RNA. RefSeq names its product probable transcription factor KAN4. Bases 560 to 1579 code for a protein of 339 amino acids. Gene Ontology annotation, molecular function: transcription cis-regulatory region binding. The record is from RefSeq and is a predicted model, not a curated record. Gene Ontology annotation, biological process: abaxial cell fate specification; regulation of DNA-templated transcription. NCBI's taxonomy places the organism in Eukaryota, Viridiplantae, Streptophyta, Magnoliopsida, Sapindales, Anacardiaceae. Gene Ontology annotation, cellular component: nucleus. The transcript is spliced from 6 exons.